Anopheles stephensi (Asian malaria mosquito) is the source of this 7023-nucleotide messenger RNA. RefSeq lists its product as uncharacterized. Lineage: Eukaryota; Metazoa; Arthropoda; Insecta; Diptera; Culicidae. Gene Ontology annotation, molecular function: protein binding. The transcript is spliced from 8 exons. Bases 543 to 6386 code for a protein of 1947 amino acids. The record is from RefSeq and is a predicted model, not a curated record.
ACGGUGAAAAAGCUAUAGCACCAACACCACCGUACCGCGGCGUAGUUGGUUGGAUAAAGCAGCAGCAGCAGCAGCAGCAGCAGUAUAUCGCAUUAUUUCACUUUAUUCUGUGUGCAACACUAUUGGUGUGCGGAAACGACUCCGAGUGUGCUGCACUUGCUUACGUCUUCUGGAAACGCGCUGGCUGUGGCUGGAACGGUGGAAUUUUAUUGCCGGAUGAGGUUGGAGUAAUCGGGGCUGCAGAAACAGAGAAGCCAGCAGAACCGGCUCGGAAGCUCCUUCGUCAUACGCGCGGAGUAUCCCGAGCACGGUGUGGUAUAUUAGCUGCAUAUAUAGACUACAGGAGUGAAGAAGAAGCGAGGUAAAAAAAAGCAACAGCAGCAGUGCGGCCCACAUUCACGACCAUUUCGUCGGUGCCAUCCUGCAGCUCUGUAAAAGCGUGUGUAGCUGCUGCGUAUUGUUGGCGAGCAACUGUAAGGCGGCCGGGUAACACAAUAGUCUUGUAAAGUUUUCCUGGUAAUCGCACAUCCACUUCGCCGGGCAUGUCGUCCGGAGGUGGAAAAAAGAAACUAGUUGCAGCUGCCGCAUCACCACUGUCCGUCUCUAUAGCUGCCAAUCCUGUGCUGCCAUCGCAACCACCAACCGGUGGUAUCAAGCUGCUGAUUGAUAAGAACAGAAUUGUGAGCGUUCCCUCGACAAAAACACAGACCAUAGUAGUGCAAAGGCAGCAGCAGCAGCAGCAGCAGCAGCCGUCAGUGGUUGAUCAGCAUAAUGCAUCCUUAAACCAACCACCAGCCAAUGAAGACAAUUUGAGGAUUGUUAGCUCCAAUGUCGGUAGUACUACAAUUACGCUAAAAGCAGCACCCGGAACACAGAAAAUAUUAUUCAAUAAAUAUACACCAAUAGCUGGCGGCGCUGAGCCUCACGGCAUUAGUGGCGAGAUGCGUGUAAAAGUUACGGGAGAGGAUACGAGCCGCAACGGUCAACCUAUGGCGGCCACCGGCGGACAGUUGAAACAAGUAAAGGUCACCAACAGUUUGCUGGGAAGACGGAUGUCAAUACAUCGGCGGUUGCCGCCAGUUCCUACGACGCAGGAUCCCGAUAGCAAUAAGGGACAGCAAACUGUAACGCUGUACACGACGACCGUCAAAUUAUCGGACGAACCAAGCUUAUCGAAGCCACAAAUAACAGCAAACAAUGUGCUCAAAUCACCGCAACCUGCGCAACCAACGGUUCCAACGACAGCUAUUAUAUCCUGUGUGCCCGCAACAGCCAUUGUUGGCAAUCUUGUACCGAUCAGCAGCAGCAGUACUCAAGUUUGGCCAGCAAGCAUUGCUGUAGAUGUAUCUUCUGCUACGCACCCACGUAUGAAUCAAGGCCAAGGCACUGUGUCUUCCAUAAAUAGUACCGAAAACGGCCAAGAUUGUAGUACAGCGACACCACCAACCGCAUUGGUGAAGGAUCAAACCGACUGCGUGGCUGUGACAUCUAUGCAAACGGCACAAGCAGUCCUCGGUGAUGGUGUAUCUCAGCCAGCGGUUAGCACGGAAACGGUCGAAGAUGCGAACAAUCAAUCGAAGCAGCCCGUGCAAGCAAUUGUGGUGAACGUUGCGAAAGCGCCCGAAGAGUCAUCUUCCACCAGUGUCGAUACAGUAGUGUUGGAUGAAGACGUGGUUUCGAAACCAUCGCGAGAGAUGAAAUCCCUUCAAGUAACGCAGGCAAAGUCGAAAAUUUUGUCCGAGUUUAUCACGGAUACCAUCAGCAAAGGGAAAUUGCGCAAGCGUCGAUCAGAUAGUAUUGUCGAUGCGGCGGGGGUAGUCGGACCCGUACCUUCCGAUACAUCACCAACAAGUGCGGAGUUGGUUGUGCCACCGCGCACCAAACGGAACCGCAGGCGAUCGACGACUCUGCUAAUCGACGCUGUUGCCGGCCAUGGUAAAGAGCUGGCCACCGACGAAAGUCACAAGUUGGAAGAGUUGGCAAACGAACUGCCGGCUACAAGAGUAAGGAAGAUACGCUCCGCCAAAUCGGAGUACGCGCUGGUGAAAGGGGACCGAAACACUGAAACCUUGAGCAGCGGGGCGAAAAAUUUCUUCUCCAACUUGGACCUGCAUCACGAUACCGGCAAAGUCGAUGAUGAAUCGUCGUUCCCCAGAGAUCCUCCCAAACCUGGAUGGGAUCGUUUUUGUUGGCGUUGCAAGCAAUGUGAUCCGGACUUGGGGUGCAAUAGCUGUAUCAGAAGCUAUCACAAAUACUGCGUACGCUACACAACGGAAGAUCCGAAGUGGAGCUGCACGGAGUGUAAAAUGACGUCCAAUGGGACCACGGAUAUCGAAGCGUUUACUACGUGUCUUGGAUAUUUAGUAAAGAUUCUAUUGAUGCAAUCGGAUUGGAGUAAUUUGUUCAAUCCUAUUAACAAAUCGCUUAUGCCCAAUUACGACAAAUAUGUAACACGGCAUAUCGAUCUGGCUGUAAUGAAUGAGCUGCAGCAGCAGAGAGCAUACAAGUCUUCGGAAGAGUUUUUGACUGACGUAGGCUGGAUCGUACACAACAUGUCCAUCUAUCCUGAUAAAACGAAUCUAUUGAAAAAGGCGCGCGCUUUGCAAAAGAGAGCCAAACAAGAGGUGGAGGAAAUGGAACCAUGCUACGAAUGCUAUAUUAAGGCCAACACACUGUGUGAGGACUGGUUCCGAGAGCCGUGUUCGAAACCGCACCUGCUGGUGUGGGCCAAGAUGAAGGGGUAUCCCUACUGGCCUGGUAAACUGUACGUGAUUAAUGCCAACAAUCAAGCAUUCGUACGAUUCUUCGGUGCACACGACCGAUCGUGGAUGUCGGUAAAGGAAUGCUACUUGUUUUCCCAGCGCGAUCCCAAUCCACCGAAGCAAUACCUGAAAUCCAAGCUGGUGCUACUGUACGCCACCAGUGUGGAAGACAUCGCGCAUCACAUUGUCCGGCUGCGCGAGCAAUUCAACACGUUCAACUAUGGCUCGUUCAUGGAGGCGGUGGAUCCGUCGCGCUUUGAAGAGCAACAGCGCGCCAUGUUUCCGGGUGCGUUUCUCAAGAAGGUGAAGGUUACGAUCAAAAGAAGUGAGGGCGAAAUGGUUGCCGUUGCUUCUGCAGCUAACGAGGAAGGGGUACAGGAACCGCUCAAAGCUAAAAACAAUGCAGUAGAAGCGGGAAAGGACGCAACUCCCGUUUGCAAAGUACCCACAAAGAAUGUAACCUCUACGAGCCCUCGAAAACGAAUGACGCGUCGUAUGUCUCGUUUUUUGAAAAUUGCCGACGAGUUAACUAGCAGCCCGCUGACGAAUGCAGAUAGCUCGCAAGACUUGCUGACACCAUCCGUUGCUUCUCUGUUGCCAAUCACCGAUAAAGCUACCGAAAAUAGGCAGAAGUGCGAAGAACCGGACGAGAGCAAGGGAACAAAUGCUGCGGACGAUUCGGAUUGUGAUCCAAAAAAUCUAUCCUUACUGCUUCGACGUGGUUCACAGUCAUGGGAAACGGAGCCGCUAUCCAAGCGCCGUAAGUCUUUGGCUGAGAAAGGCACACUGGUGAGUGUAGCUCCGAAAGCGACAAAAUCAGUUGCUACGAGUUCAAAGGCAAAAGAGACGUGUCACAAGGAGACCGUCGAACUGGUUGUUGACAAGGCAGCUACACCACCAACUGUCCCGAUCGACACAAGUAGUUUAGUGAGUGUAGCUCCCGUUAAAGCGAUCGAGGGAAAAGAAAUGGCGGUACAAAAGCACGCUGUCGUGCCGGUUGCUGAAAAGACAAUCAUACCACCAAAUGUUCAGCCGGAUAAAGCUAUUGCCGUGAGUGUAGCUCCUGCUAAAGCGAAAUCGACAGCUUCAACAGCAAAACAGACGCCACAAGCUAUUAAAGCCAAGGAUGAUGUUGUGCCAGUUGCUGAGAAAGUAGCAUUUAUUUCGUCGAAUGCUGUGAUGGAAAAAAAUGCAACUCCAGCAGCAACGUUAUGCAAAAUUGCAGAUACUGCUGCUACGGUUGGGAUCACUAAUGAUGGUCCGCAUUUGCCAAAACAAGCUACAACCGCCGGAGCACAAGCCACGCAUACUCUUACAACCGUGGCCAAUGCCGCUGCCGUCGUAAGCAUUGCGCCAGUGACGACAACGACCUCAACUAAACCGUGUGUGGUUGAUUCGCUUAAAAAUGUUGCAAGUGUAGAUGUGACUAACAGCUGCACAGCAGCAGCAGCGUCUUCUUCGGAGCAAGCUUCGAAAGAUACCGAUGCUAUAUGCACACUGAGUACAACGGCAACAUCCAUUACAGUGAUGGCUGUCAAGAAGGAAAUAAUUUCCGACGAUGAAGCAAAUACUGUGGAAUGUCCAAAGGAUGUAAUGCCUGUGCCCAUAAAGGAGCUGGCCCAGAACGAUAACUCCGCUUCGUUGACGGCUUCGGUCUCAUCGGUGUCAUCGGUCUCAUCGGCCUCAUCUGCCUCCUCGGUCUCAUCGGAUGUGAUCAAAAGGCAGCACAUAACUGCAUCUGUUAGCUCGGUUAAUGGAGUAAUGCCGGUGCAACAAACAGCACCAGCAGUGUUGCCCGCUAGUAGCACUACCAUCACCAUGGUAACAAGUAAUCAGCGGGCUAGAAAAUCGUUCCCGGGCGGAGCAUCCAACACUAAGCAUGUAUCAACGAGACAAGCUGGAUCGCUGGUGCAUAAUGUUUCGCUUCCGGCAACAAUAACUAUACCUGCAGCAACGCAACAAACUGUAACAAUCGCGCCACAACAAUCAUUAAUCACACCCAUGAAUGCUACCGUGUCGAUUCCGAAGGAGCUUGUUGCUCCUUCUACGAUGGUUUCCUUACUUCCCUGUACAGACGAUCGCAAACAUGUUAGCAACGAUGUUACCAUGACUUCGAUUGCGAACGACAAUGACGAUGUGUUGAUAAUCGAGGAAGAAGUCAUUCCCGCGUCCGUACCAUCGAGAGGAAGGAAAUCCGAUGGAAGCAAUCAGCAGCUGCCUCCGCCACUGGUGCCGAGACCACCAGAAACGUCGAUCUCACCACCCUCCGUCGAUGACGUUAGUACGGUGGAAUUGAAUCGCACCAUGCAAUUAUUUGACGACAGUUCGAACCGGGUUCUCGAUCAUAUCCGUACGGUGAUGGAAGACUUGCUGAAAGACAUGUCCGGAAGCGGAUCAUCGUUGGCGGAGCUGGUGACACUGAAAUUGCACCAAGAACGACAGCAGGAGCUUUGGCAGCGCGAGAAGGAAAAGCAGCAAAGCGCGUUCGACAGUAGAUUGUCCGAGCUGCGCAUUUCUCUCGAGCAGGAAAAGCAGCGGGCCCUGAACGAGCAGCGGCAACAGCUGCUGCGCGAGAAGCAGCGGGCAGUUCAAAGCACCAAACUGAAGCAAUGGUGCAGGAAAUGUUUCAGCGAAGCGCACUACUACUGCUGUUGGAACACGUCGUACUGCAGUGCCGCCUGUCAGAAGAAACAUUGGAUGGAGCAUCAAAACGAUUGUACGCAGGAGCACGCAAACAAUGCCCGUUCCGUCCAGAGCAGUUCCACGGUGACAGCAUCGGUGUUGUCCGCGGACAGCAAUAGCAGCAGCACCAGCAUCACCAACUCCCAUAUGCGUAACCGUUUGCACAUCUCGACUACGGUCCCUUCAGUAGGGGGCGGUGGCGGAGAUGCGAACAGUCUGCUAAAUAAGCGUACGCCGAACAAUAGAGUCUUCCCGGGUGAAAUCACUUCCACCAGCACUCCGCUGCAGACUCCGGUCCGUUUCAUUUCCAGCAGUUUGGCGGGCAAUGUAAGCUACAAAACGCCGAUUAUACAGUCGGUGCAGGGAAGAGAUGGUAUGAUUAUAAACUUACCGUCACACUCGCCCCAGAAUGGGGGCCAUGCUGUCACGUUGGGUGUGAACACGAGCGUGACCACAAAUACGCCCCAGCAACUGAUGCAGAAAAGAGCAGCAGCACGUGACAAAUCGAUGCAACUGAAUCACCAAAAAGCGGACAGCCGUAAUAAGGGAUAUACAUCGCGUAAAACGUAUGACAUUACGACGUCGCCUUACUCGAGCGCCAAUAACCUGCUCACAUCAACAACGUCAGCGAUCGUACCGUCAGCAGCUUCCUCGUACGCCACAGUAACGCUCUCCGAUGCUGUGACCGUGAGUGGUGCGUCGCCUAGCGUUUGGAACCACCAGAUGGCUGUGCUGCAAUCGUCCGGUAGCCGUCAGUUGCAUUCGGGCACACAGUUCGUAACAGUGGGCGGUACUUCCGCCGAUGGGGCAGAGAAAGGAUAUUCGCCGGCUGAACUGGGACUCAGACAAAUCCAUUCAACUGCUGCUGCUGCCUCGCUUGCGCAGCAACAAAAAAUGGUACAUCAGCAACAGUCAUCAGCAUAUAUGCGACACCUCCAAUGACUGUCCCCGGGGAAAAGCAAUAGGGGCGAUAGAGUGCGACCGAGCAGAAGAAGGAUGUAAUUUAGAGAAACAUAUGCAUGGACGAGUUUGUGUGUAAUAAUUAUUUGAUUGCUUUGUAGAACUCAACUAUUCGUACGAUUAAACCUUUUUAUAAACAACUUCAUGGAUACAAAUACUUACGUACUUUGCAAUGCAUGCUGUAGAUAUAGGGAGAACUGCUUAUAAAAGAACCGGUGCGAUGGAAGUAUGCGAUGCUUUGCAUAUGAACACAUUGACCGGUGAAGCAUUGUCGUUUGGUUUAUAGAUGAUAAGUGUGAAUAUCGAUUAUAUGCUUAUUAACUAGAGUACGAAACGGAAAUAUUGUCUCAUAGUUUACCAACUGAACUUUGCUUUAACAUGUACGAUAUUCGCUUUUCUACGGUGUGUAUCAAGUGUAAUGAUGUUUGCUUAACCUUUGGAACAAAAGUUUGAACAUCAUUGGAAUGCUAUAAAACAAACUGUAUAGUUUAAGAAUAUUUGAUUAUUAUCGGCAGUUCAAUUAUAAAUUGUAAGUUGAAGUAACGAUGAUAUCAUCAAUCGCAAUUAAUUGAUAAUGUAAAAAUGAUUACUAAAACAAUUCUCAAUUAUAAAACUACAA